AUGGCCACUCUCCACUAUCCUGUUGACCAAUACACCACAGAUGGAAUGCUGAACAUGGCUGGAGAAGGGGAAGAUGAUCGUCGCUCCUUUGACACUGAAUCUGGCGAAAAGGUUAUCCCCACAGAUGAGGACUCUCGCAGCGUAGGGACCGAGGAGCAGUCGGAUCUUUCUGAGGACAGUGAACUGGUCGAACCCUACGAGUCUGUGGCGGAAGAUAUGAGAAAGCUAGAGAGCACUUUCAAGGGUAUCUCCAGCAGGUAUCGACUGAUCAAUCGCACGGGGGAGGGGACGUUCUCCACGGUCUACAAAGCCGAAGAUCUUUUAUAUGAUGAAUAUGAGAAUGACUGGGACUGGGAACGCAAGCUGGAUGAGCAAGAUCAUGACAGAGACAUGUACACAUCUGACAAAGCCAGAUCCAAAUCGAAUCUCAGGGGUAAACGGAGGCGACACUAUGUUGCGUUGAAAAAGAUCUACGUAACGAGUAGCCCAAGCAGAAUCCAAAAUGAACUUGAGCUUCUGAACGACCUUCACGGCAGCCGUUCUGUGUGUCCUCUCAUCACGGCUUUUCGACACCUCGACCAGGUAAUCGCAGUCCUGCCAUACUUCCCCCACACCGAUUUUCGAGUUCAAUACCGCACAUUCCUCGUCUCUGAUAUGCGUCAUUACUUUCGUUCUCUAUUUUCCGCCCUCCAUGCCGUUCACAAAGCAGACAUAAUCCACCGGGACAUCAAACCAACGAAUUUCUUAUAUAACCCAAAGCUUCGACGGGGUGUUCUGGUUGAUUUCGGCCUCGCAGAGCGCGAAUACGUUGGCGGCGAACUGUGUCACUGCGCGCAGAAUUCCACAGCAAGCAGAUAUCGCGCCAUGUGGCUCCAGAACAGUCUGCAGUCAAACACGAUGUCGACGGGUUAUCCCAAAAACGACUCACGCCCCUCCCGACGUGCAAAUCGUGCGGGAACCAGGGGUUUCCGCGCGCCCGAGGUUUUGUUCAAAUGCACAUCGCAAACGACAAAAAUCGACAUUUGGUCCGCGGGAGUCAUCCUGCUGACCCUCCUUGGCCGACGAUUUCCCUUCUUCAAUUCCGCAGACGAUAUAGAUGCCAUGAUUGAAAUUGCGAGCAUAUUCGGGGGGCGCCGCAUGAGAGCUGCCGCAGCACUGCACGGACAAGUCUUCGAAACCACCAUCCCCACCAUUGGUGAGAAGGGGUACUCCUGGGAAAAGAUAGUGCUGUGGUCAAGCUGCGUGGAGCAACUCACAGAAAGCGAAAAGCAGGCAACCCGGUUUCUCUCAACGCUCCUGGAACUGAACCCGAGUAAACGGCCCACUGCUAAAGAGGCUUUGCGCCAUGACUUUUUCACUCAUCCCGAAACGGAGGACUUGCCCUGGGAAGAUAUUGGGGAUAGAGAGGGCGAUGAUCGAGCUCCUGAAAAGAAUAAGGAGCAGGUAACUGAAGAGCAGCGGCAACAGCAACAGCAGCAAGAGCAGCAGCAGCAGCAGCAGCAGGAGGAGGAGGAGGAGGAGGAGGAGGAGGCAGUUGAGCCAGCUGACGAAAUGCAAUUGGUGUGA
Messenger RNA from Paracoccidioides lutzii Pb01, 1566 nucleotides. RefSeq names its product cell cycle protein kinase spo4. The coding region runs from base 1 to 1566 and encodes 521 amino acids. Gene Ontology annotation, cellular component: nucleus. Gene Ontology annotation, biological process: mitotic DNA damage checkpoint signaling; protein phosphorylation. The record is from RefSeq and is a predicted model, not a curated record. Gene Ontology annotation, molecular function: ATP binding; protein serine/threonine kinase activity. The transcript has 4 exons.